Molecule: messenger RNA, 1898 nt
Organism: Toxotes jaculatrix (banded archerfish)
Lineage: Eukaryota; Metazoa; Chordata; Actinopteri; Toxotidae
Gene: palm1a
Product: paralemmin 1a
Exons: 11
Coding region: 34-1242 (402 amino acids)
Biological process (GO): regulation of cell shape
Cellular component (GO): membrane
Source: RefSeq, a predicted model, not a curated record
UUCGGACUGUAGCGGACUGAUCUGAGCUCGGCCAUGGAGGUGAGUCAGGCUGUCUGUCAGCAGGAUCGACUGCAGCUCCUCGCAGAGAAGAGGAAGUGGCAGACGGAGAUCGAGAACAAGAAGCGACAGCUGGAGGAUGACAAGAGGGCUCUGCAGCACCUGAAGUCGAAGGCUCUGAGGGAGCGCUGGCUGCUGGACGGAGCUCCUGCUGCCGACUUACAGCAGGACGAAAUCCAGAGACAACUGGAGCAGGACGAGGCCAAGACCAGGAGCCUGGAGGACACCAUCAGCAGGUUGGAGCAGGAGCUGGUCAGACUGGAAACUGGAGCGGUUUGUCAGACCAUAACACACACCACAGCGUCAUCAGGACCAGCUAAAGCUGCAGAGGUCAAAGGUCACAGCAACCGUCAGCAGGACAGUGCUGCCCCGCUGGGUGAAGUAGUCCAAGCCUUUGCAGAGGUCAAAGUUCACAAAAGUCCUCGAAUGAACAAACCAAGAGAAGCGACGGAGGAGAUGAAGAGAGCCAUGUACUCGGUGGAGAUUAAGGUAGAGCGGGACAGACUGACGGGGGAAACCCGGGUCCUGUCCACUAACACCACGCUUCCUGUUGACCUUUCUCACCAAGGGGUCAAAGUUUACGAGGACGAGCAGAAAGUGGUCCAUGAGAUGAACGGUGAAGACGUUCACCUGCUCAGUUCCUCCGAGGUCGAUGAGCUCAUCCACAAAGCUGAUGAGGCUUCGAUGAUGUCGCAGACCGAUGCCCUGGUGACCUCGCGCCCGAAAGUGGAGGAACCGGGGCCCAAACCCCAGCUGCCGGAGCCCCCAUGCUCGGAGCCCCCGCGUGUUGCGAUGGAGAUCACGGGGCUUGAGGCCAAACCUCACCGCGAGCCGAACAUGGCCGAAGCCAGUGCCGAGAACCCGGUCACCAUGGUGUUCAUGGGAUACCAGAGCGUGGAGGACGAGGCUGAGACCAAGAAGGUGCUGGGGUUGCAGGGGACAGUGAAGGCUGAGCUGGUGCUCAUCGAUGACCCCAACGGCAAAAUGUCACCAGGAGGAGGAGGGAAGGAAGAGAGCAGCGACACAGCCCAGACGGCAGCGCCACCUCCUCCCGUCUCCAAACCUGCGGUGGCAACGACGGCAAGUAAUGGAGAGACGGCAGGAGAGGUGGCGGGUGAGGUGGAGGGAGGAGUGGAGGAGAUAAAGAAGAAGAAGCAGCCGUGUAAGUGCUGCAGCAUCAUGUGAUCCUGCAGGGGGCGCUGCUUUUCAAAAUAAGAGUAAUAUAAAAAUUAAAACAGAGACUUUACAGAACAAGAAAGGAAAAACUACAUGAACUAAACUACACCCGCUUCCCUUAACUCCGCCUCUAACAACAUUACAUCAUUUCCUGUUCACAUCGCUUCAUUGUCAUCGGUUUUAUAAAACCUCUCUUUGCUUUUCUCUGUUUUUAUUUUUGUACUCCUCAUGUUUCCACCAGAUGUGUCUGAUCAACAUUAGCAUUAGCAUUAGCAGUCCUGAGUGUCUCCGUCAUUUAAACCAGUGCAUUAGCCUCAGACCUGUAUUUAUUUCCAGCUGCAGAGUCUCUCCUGGAUCCUGAUGAACUCUCAGCUUUUUUGUUGUUUUAUAAAAGAGAAAAUAAGUCCUGAACACAAGAUUCGGAUUUUGUGUUUGUUUGCAGACAAACAUCACACACCAACUCCAUCAGCUCCAUCACAUCACAUGACCUACAUAAAAUACAGCGAGACACGGUUUGAAUUAGACCAGCGCACUGCAUGGAGGACUGCUGUGUCCGCUGGUCCACCGUGGUCACAGUAACAUCCGGUUCUGGGCUCUGACGCAGUGCUGCAGGUCAGAGUGUCGCUGCAGAAAUAUUCGGAUAAACAUCCAGACUCCACCCGAAC